ACGGAGGCAUUUCAGAGAGUAGAAAAAGGAAGUUGGUUUUUGCCCAAAAUGAAAUUGAAUACUCCAUAGUUAUUAUGGGUGGUGGUAGGCGGCUGAGUGAUAUUUAGUUUGUGUCGAGAAUCUUUGUCAGAUACAUAGGUUUGCGGUAGAAGGACCAAUCGAAAGAGAAGUGCAUCAAAACUUUUGGGUAAUUUAAUCAUGGUUGCUACUGCUGCAACUGCAUCGCUGUUUCCUAUUCCUUCACCACAACCCAACUCUGGUGCUAAGACAUAUGGUAAUCUUGGUGGGGUACCAAGUAAUGUUGAUAUGCGUGGAACCAAGACAAAAUCUUUUAAUUAUGGGAUUAUGCAAGUUAAGUCUAAUGGACAGGCUCUUGUAAAGGAAAAUGGAAAUAGAGUACGUGUCAUGAAUGGCAUCAAGACGGAUGAUAAUGUUGCGUCACAUGCCCCACGUACCUUUAUCAAUCAGCUGCCUGAUUGGAGCAUGCUUCUUGCUGCAAUUACAACAAUCUUCUUGGCUGCGGAGAAGCAAUGGAUGAUGCUUGAAUGGAAAACCAAACGGCCAGACAUGCUUGCUGACUUGUAUUCUUUUGGUUUAGGGAGAUUUGUUCAAGAUGGUUUUGUUUUCCGUCAAAAUUUCUCUAUUAGGUCUUAUGAAAUAGGCGCUGAUCGUACUGCGUCUAUAGAAACGUUAAUGAAUCAUUUGCAGGAAACUGCCCUUAAUCAUGUAAAGUGUGCUGGGCUUCUUGGUGACGGGUUCGGUUCAACUCCAGAGAUGGCUAAAAGGAAUCUAUUUUGGGUGGUGACGAAGAUGCAAGUGAUAAUAGAGCGCUAUCCAACUUGGGGUGAUGUUGUUCAAGUAGAUACUUGGUCAGCUCGUUCUGGGAAACAUGGGAUGCGCCGAGAUUGGCUGCUUCGUAAUUGCAAAACAGGCGAGGUUUUAACAAGAGCUUCGAGUAAUUGGGUUAUGAUGAACAAGGAGACUAGGAGGUUAUCGAAAAUUCCCAAUGAAGUCCGAGCUGAAAUAGAGCAUCGCUUUCUAGAUGUACCUGCAGUUGUGGAUAAUUACGGUAGGAAAUUACCUAAACUUGACGAGGCAGCUGCUGACUAUGUUCGCAGCGGUUUGACUCCAAGGUGGAGCGAUUUGGAUGUCAACCAACAUGUUAACAACGUGAAGUAUAUUGGCUGGAUCCUUGAGAGUGCCCCACAAGAAGUUGUAGAGAAGUAUGAGCUUGAUAGGUUGACACUUGAGUACCGUCGAGAAUGUAGGAAGGAUAGCGUGGUGAAAUCACUCACCUGCAUAUUAGGCAGCAGUGGUGGUGGUGGUGGAGGAAUAGUUGAUUCUGGCCAUGUUGAUUGCCAGCAUGUGCUGCAAUUCGAGGAUGAUGGGAGAGAUGGUGCUGGUGCGGGCGAGAUUGUGAAGGGAAGGACCCAUUGGCGGCUAAAAUGAGUAUUGAAUCUGAAAUAUUGAUCACUUAUCUGCUGGAAAUGCCUGAUAGCGCAAUUGAUUAUGGUGUUUAAAAGAACCAGUCAUCCUAGAUAUUUAUACUAUUGGAAAUAACUUGUAAUGCCUUCUCCUUAUAAAUAUAUAUGUAGGGGAAUAUAUAUAUACAUAUAUAUAUAUAUAGGACCCGUAUUUCGAGAACCCUUUUAUUUUUACAGGAACCGUAAAACUCCUAAAUUAUGUAUUGGAUCACAUGUUUUUAAAGUUCAUUCACAUGUGAAACGUUAUAAAAAUGUAUGUUGUAGAACAAAACUUUUUUCAAAACCUUAUAUAUAGCGUUUAUUUACAUGUGAACAGACACGUAAAUAAAUUCAUUCACAAGUUCACACUUAACACAAGGCUAGUUUGAAGGUUUUGAAAAAAACAUUUCUACAACAUACAUAUUUAUUAUGUUUCACAUUUGAGCGAACUUUAAAAACAUGUGUUCGAUGCAAAACUUAGGAGUUCUACGGCUCUUAAAAAAAUAGUUUUCAAAAUAAAGAAAAUAUAUAUAUAAUUCUGAUCGAA
Molecule: messenger RNA, 2010 nt
Organism: Erigeron canadensis
Lineage: Eukaryota; Viridiplantae; Streptophyta; Magnoliopsida; Asterales; Asteraceae
Product: palmitoyl-acyl carrier protein thioesterase, chloroplastic-like
Exons: 7
Coding region: 199-1449 (416 amino acids)
Biological process (GO): fatty acid biosynthetic process
Molecular function (GO): fatty acyl-[ACP] hydrolase activity; acyl carrier activity
Source: RefSeq, a predicted model, not a curated record